ACAUUAUAUAGAUACAAAACACAAGCUCUGUGGUUAGUUUCACUAAUUAUAUAGAUGUUUUGCUUGUAAAAGUCUUGUACAAAACACAAGCUCUGUGGUUAGUUUCACAAGCAAGAGAUCCCCUAGCUAGCUAGCUCUAGGCAGUCUAUACACAGUUGGCAGGAAAGAACAGUGGAAGAUAUAAGGACCAUCACUAUGAUACGACCGCUGAUUCUUCAGCUCCUGACUGUUUUCGUUGUUGUGUGCAGCCAGGUUCAGGACAAAGACAAACUCUACAUUCUUAUACUAGCUCCGUUUUCAGGAGGUAGGAAACCACCUCCCAUUUUCUCAAGAGGCCAUUCUUUAGUCCCUGCAGUGCAACUUGCAGUGGAACACAUAAACAACUCAACUCACAUUUUACCCAACCACACUCUGGAGAUAAUUGUUGGAGAUUCAGCAUGCAAUUAUGGUACAGAAACUGCAGUUCCCUUUGUAAAACACAUUGCUGCUGGAAACAAACAGGUUCUAGGAAUAGUUGGACCAGCUUGCACUGAAGCAUCGUUGUUUCUGGCGAAUCUAACGCAGAGAAAUAGGUAUGGAAUUGUUCAGGCCAUGAUGGCAACGUCGAAUGUUUUCGAAGAUCACCAAAGAUAUCGACAUACUUUUGGAAUGGUUUCGUCGUUUAAUGUUUUGGUAGACAAGUUUUUAGAGCUUUCUGAGCGUCGAAACUGGACAAAUGUAGUUGUCUUCAUUGACCAAUCAAGAAAAUUUUUUCUACAAACUUUCAAAUCACUACAAGAGCGUGCUGUGAACACUAGCGUAACGAUAGAAUGUUCAUGGCGCCUUUCAGCUCCAGAUUAUGUGGAUCGACCUCUCGAAGAACUGAAAAAUAAUCGCAAUAGAUCUACUCGAGUGAUAUUUGCUAUCAUGAGUGCUGAGUCUGCACGUCAUGUAGCCUGUCUAGCUGACUUCAAAGGCAUUAAAUACCCGAAUUACCAAUUCAUAUUUGCAGAUCGAUCCUUGAACGGUUCUCUUGCUAUUCCUGGAGGCAGCUUCACUUCUAACGGAAUGAACUGCACUAAAGAUCGGAUAAGGAGAGGACUAAACGGUUCUAUUAUGCUACGGUAUAGUUUGGAUUCGAUUUCAUCUGAAACUUUUUUGAAUGGAACAGCAGAAAUAACAGUUGGUGAAAUGAGGAACCAGUACAGACAGAAACUGAAACAGUAUGCACAAGAACAACAACUAAGCGAGGACCUAGCGGAGUCGACUUAUGCCUAUCCUUACUACGACAGUACAUGGGCAAUGGCUAUGAGUAUACAUCAGGCGAUACAAGAAGUCGGUUCCUUUAACUCAAGCAAUCCUCUCUUUCUGAAUAACUCUGAUGGAGCCGAAUUGAUACGCCAGAAAUUUGAAGAUCUUUCAUUUCAAGGAGUGUCAGUAAAUGUCAAAAUUGACGAAGCUACUGGUCAUGUUACAAAUGUGGUUGAUGAGUAUCAAGUGAAUGGAAGCAAAGAAAUCACGGAGAACAUUUCGUACAUUGAAGACAGUUAUCAGCAUGAAUAUACGCAUCUUCAUCCUGCCCUCGUGGCGGUCCUAUUAUUGCUGAUGUUGGCUGGGUUUGUGGUGAUGCUCACGUUGCAGCUGGUCAGUAUCCACUAUCGAAAUUACUUCAGUAUCAAGGCCAGCAGUCCUCGCCUGAACCACUUCAUUUUUUUCAGCUGUUACCUGUUACUGAUAGCGAUGUUGAUAGAUACUAUCCAGCAUGGUUUUCUCACAGAAGAAUUGUCAGAGGGAAAGAAAAUAGCUGCUGAAGUGUUGUGCAAUAUUCAUGUCUUCUUAUUCCCCCUUUCUUUAUCAAUAAUCAUCAGCACAGUGUUUGUUAAGUUAUGGCGGCUUUAUAGCAUAUUCAAUCGGUCGUUCAAGAAGCAAGUUCUAAUCUCUGACAAGCAUUUGGCUCUAGUGAUUCUUGCACUGCAAGUUUGUGUGAUUUUCCUUUCCAUACCAUGGUUAAGUGUUGAUGAUGCUCGCUUGAAACUCGAAGUGAUCAGUUUCAAUAUAAUCGAGAAUAAGAAACAGUUUGAAAGUACAUGCUCAACUGAUAGGUGGUUUGCAUUUCUACCUUACCUGUUUGUUCUCAUAGUCACUAUGCUCUCGUUCUGUUUGGCUUACAAGAAUAGGAAAAUUAGACAAACCGAGUAUCGUUCAAAAGAGACAAUUGUGUUCACAUAUUUAUUUUGCUUGAUGCUUGGAGUUUUUGGUCUACUGUUAAUUCUGACUCUCCUCGUGGAUCUAACUGUACAUUCAACAUACUUUCUAAGCACAACACAGUCGUUGUGUGUAAUACUACUGUGUAACAUUGUACUGUUUUUGCCACCGAUUUAUCCAAUUCUAAGAGGGAAAGAUGUCAACAGCAAGCACCCUUUCAUCAGUGGAAGAUUGAAACAACUGUUUCACUUGACGUAGCUUUUUGUUUUAUGAUCUGCAUCACCUAAACUUAUUAUCAUGACUUUUACGCCCCGAAUAUGUGUAUAUACA
Halichondria panicea is the source of this 2514-nucleotide messenger RNA. RefSeq lists its product as uncharacterized. Gene Ontology annotation, cellular component: membrane; G protein-coupled receptor heterodimeric complex. Gene Ontology annotation, biological process: G protein-coupled receptor signaling pathway. Bases 196 to 2442 code for a protein of 748 amino acids. The transcript has a single exon. Gene Ontology annotation, molecular function: G protein-coupled GABA receptor activity. NCBI's taxonomy places the organism in Eukaryota, Metazoa, Porifera, Demospongiae, Suberitida, Halichondriidae. The record is from RefSeq and is a predicted model, not a curated record.